AUGUGUGCGCAAAAGAGAGAGAGGGAGAGGGAGAAAGAAGACAGAGGGAGGAAUAAAAUAAAAAUAAAAAGACUACUGGGACGAUUCAAGCACAAUGGAGUUGAAAUUCCAUGGGGGUUAUACCAUGGGGGGGAAGCUAAGGAAGGAAAAGGAAGGCAGAAAGUAAGUCGCAAAGUGGAUAAUGGAGAAUUAGCAGAAAGGAGUAAAGGGACAGAGACAAAAGAGCGAGAGAGAGAACAGGAACAGGAACAGGGACAGGCACAGGAACCAGACAAGGCCCAGUGUCAAGAGUCAGUGGUUAAACUGUAUGGGGAGAGAGGUAUGAGACAAAGUGCUGAUGAUGCCGGCGAUGACGAAGAGCCAGAUCAAGCAAUCUAA
Aspergillus luchuensis is the source of this 378-nucleotide messenger RNA. RefSeq lists its product as uncharacterized. Lineage: Eukaryota; Fungi; Ascomycota; Eurotiomycetes; Eurotiales; Aspergillaceae. The transcript has a single exon. The coding region runs from base 1 to 378 and encodes 125 amino acids. The record is from RefSeq and is a predicted model, not a curated record.